CUUUUUUGUUUACUUAGAUCAAUUACACUUACAAUAAAAUCGUUGUAUACUAAUUUAUAGUUUUAAAUAAAUUCCAUCUCAUAAGUGUAACGCAUCAAUUAUUUACACAUACAAUUGCAAAGUAUUACAUAAUUUGCAUAAAUUUACUGUUGGCUAUUCUACUUAUUUUUUUAAAUUUAAAGCAUCUUUAUGUCAUUAUGUCAGCACUUCAGAGAUAAUAAAAUAUUCAAAUUCACGUUACAAUCGUAAUGAUUACUGUUAAAAAUCUGACAAUUUUUUCAAUAUUAUGAUUUACUCUAAAAAUAUGAAUUGAACCUCAGAAAGUGAAUAAUUUAGAAUUUAUGAGCCUUAAAACAAUAAUAUUAAUUAGAGAAAAUGGCAGAUGGUUAUUCAAGAUUUGAAGAUGAUAUUGUUAACUCCUACCAUUCCCAAUCACCAACAAAUAGAAAAGGUGAUAUACCAUUAAGUAUAAAUGAAUCAACUAUUCCAAAUGAAGAUGGAGAAAAUAUAGAUUUAAGAGGUCAUUUUGAUGGGCGACUAGAUGUAAUAUUUAGUGAUGGUGAUCGUAGAAUUGAUAUUGAUCAAUUUUGGGAAAUGAAUUAUCAUGAAGCAGCUAUUUUUUUAGAAGAAGGAGAAAACAAUGAAAAGUUCAAUUCUCAUCCUCAUGAACCCGAAGCUCUUCCAGCUUACUUAUUAGUUCAUAAUAAUUGGUAUUAUGGCAUGGAUUUAGCUACAUCAUUUGUUCUUAUAAUCCUAGCUUUUGCUGAAGACCCAGCUACACCUCCUUUAGAAAUGCCAGUUGCCAUUCAUAGCAUCAUUGAACUGUUAGCCCUUGGAGUAAUUGGACUUGGAUUGGCUUUAAAACUUAGAUGGAUGGGCUGGUUAACCAUUUUAAAACACAAACGGACCAUGUUGAAGUGCAUUACAUUAGCUAUAAUGAUUUUAGAAGCAUUUGUUGUACUGAUUCGCCAAACAUCUCAUUUUCGAGUGACACGAGCUCUACGACCAAUAUUUUUAGUUGAUAGCCAUUAUCUUGGAGGAGUUCGACGAUUUAUUAGACAAAUUUUACAAUCGUUACCACCAAUAUUUGAUAUGUUACUUCUAAUAUUUUUUUUCGUUACUGUAUAUUCGGUUCUAGGAUAUUAUUUAUUUGAAAGUUGUACCGAUUUACAUAAUCAUUUUGACACAUUAUUCAACAGCUUUGUUAAUAUGUUUGUUUUACUAACUACAGCCAAUUUUCCUGAUAUAAUGAUGCCAGCUUAUUCUAAAUCUAAAUGGUAUUCACUAUUCUUCAUAUCAUAUUUAUGCAUAGUAUUAUAUCUUCUUAUGAACUUAAUGUUGGCUGUUGUAUAUGAAACAUUCACUAGUAUUGAAAGAGAUAAAUUUCGAAAACUACUUUUACAUAAACGUCAAGCAUGCCAAAAUGCUUUUAAAUUAUUGUUAACUAAAGAAAAUCCCAAUCAAAUGGAAUUUCCUCAAUUUGAAGGAUUGAUAAGAUAUUAUUCUCCUAAAAAAAAUAAUCGGGACAUAAUAGUUAUGUUCAGAUUUUUAAACACCAGUGCAACAGGCUCUUUAACUAUUGAUGAGUUUUAUUCUGUCUAUGAUGCUGUAAUGAUGACCUGGCAACCUCAAACAAUGGACACACCUUGGUAUUUUACUGCUCCUCCUGCAAUUCAGAGACUAUGCAAAACUGCAAAUUCUAUUAUUUCAUGGUCCUAUUUUGAUCAUAUAUUUUAUGUACUAACAGUAAUGAAUGGUAUAGCAAUGAUUGAACGAGGUGUUCAUACAUAUCCAAAUAUGAAUGAAUCAAUACUUGCAUUCAGUGGUGGAUGGGAUACAUGUUUCUUUUUAGCUUUUUUCAGUAUAGAAGUAGUUCUGAAAAUUUUAGGAUUAGGAUUUGAGCGGUAUUACUCAUCAGGGUGGAACUUGUAUGACUUUAUUGUAACAAUUGGUGGUUUAAUUGCUGUAGUAUCUCUAAGACUUUUUCCAAAUUUUGUCUUUGUAGUUGUUUUUAGACCUUUAAAACUAUUGAGAUUAUUUAAAUUGAAAAAGCGUUACCGAGAUAUCAUUGGUACUAUGGCCAUUUUAUCACCAUUAAUAAAAUCUGUUGGAUGUGUUAUGCUAGUUAUGUAUUAUUUCUUUGCAAUUAUUGGAAUGGAAUUAUUUGCUGGUUAUGAUAUGAGAAACUGUUGCAAUGGCACAAAUAUUGAAACAUAUUAUAAGUAUACACCAGAUAAAUCAGGAUAUUAUUACUUGAAUACAUUUCCUAACUUGGCUGUAAGUCUUGUCACACUAUUUGAACUCACUGUUGUGAAUAAUUGGUUUGUUGUGAUGAAUGGUUAUGCAACUAAAGUUCAUGCAGCUAGUAGAGCAUACUUUGUACUUUUUUAUCUUUUUACCAUGGUAGUUUUAACCAUUGUAGUAGCUUCAGUUUUAGAAGCGUUUAGAUUCCGAAUUCAGUACAAAAAACAAACUACAAAAAGAGAUGAGGAAAAACUUCUUCAUGAAGAAGUUGAAUUAAAAUGGGAAGAUGUUAUGAGUUAUGUCAAAGAUUUCCAAGCAUUACAAAAGUAUAGAUCAGAUAUGUUUGUUGGUGUUGGUAAAAUAUUAUUCUUGGGAAGUAGACCAAGAAAUCGCCAAGUUUUACAACGAAGAAUGUAUAGGCAUGAAAUUGAACAAUGGAUGCAAGAAGCUGCAGCUAUAGACAAACAAUUGUAGAAUGUACAACCAUAAUAUCUUGUGAAUCAAUUCAUCAGUUGAGUGAUAUUUUUACUCCUUACCAGUUAUUCAGUUUACAUGACAUUUCAUCUAAACGCAUCAUGUUAUAAAUUUCUUAUAAAAUUGGACUUAAGUGUUAAAUUUUAUUAUUAUUAAAUGCUGCAUAAUUGAGAAAUUUAGUUUUGAA
Daktulosphaira vitifoliae (grape phylloxera) is the source of this 2905-nucleotide messenger RNA. RefSeq names its product two pore calcium channel protein 1-like. The record is from RefSeq and is a predicted model, not a curated record. Gene Ontology annotation, cellular component: endosome membrane; lysosomal membrane. Bases 376 to 2718 code for a protein of 780 amino acids. Gene Ontology annotation, biological process: monoatomic ion transport; transmembrane transport. Gene Ontology annotation, molecular function: monoatomic ion channel activity; voltage-gated channel activity. Lineage: Eukaryota; Metazoa; Arthropoda; Insecta; Hemiptera; Phylloxeridae. The transcript is spliced from 14 exons.